UCCUGUCGAGGCCCAGCCUACUUCAACUGAAGCCCCGCCCCUAUUCCUGGAGCCUCCCCCCCACCCCCCCCACUCUGUGCUGGAGGAUGAUUGCGAUGAUGUUAAAGGACGGGUGCUGUCCAGACUUCAGCACUGCCACAUCGGGACAAGCCCAGACGAGCGCAACCAUGAGCGAGAUCUCAUCAGCCGCUUCCUCCUCUGAACAACAACAACAGCAACAGUCGACGACGGCUGUGAAGCACAUCACCGUGUACAAGAACGGCGAUGCAUACUUCUCCGGCCGGCGCUUCGUGGUGAACGCCAAGCAGGUCGGCUCCUACGAGAACCUCCUGGGGGUUCUCACUCGAGGUCUCGGGGCCAACUUUGGUGCGGUGCGCUCUGUGUUCACGCCACGCGGAGGACACCGACUCUCAGCGCUUGGCGAGCUGAGCAGCGGCGGCGAGUACGUGGCCACGGGUACCGAGCGCUUCAAGAAGCUCCCGUACAAGCAGAAUGGAGCAAAGAAGGAAAACCCUCCUCGGAAGGAGACAAACUCAGAGGAAAAAUCCGAGCUGCCGCCCCAGCCUCGCCGCCGUGUCGUCUCCUCACGCUGGAAGAGGCCGACCGAGGAGCCUAUCACCAUCUUUGUGUUUACUAACGGAGACGCAGUCCGGCCUGCAGUCCGCAUACUCCUCACGCAGAGGAUUCUGGGUAAUUGGGAGAAUGUGCUCAAGGUCGUGACAGACAGGGUCGACCUACGCACUGGGGCUGCUCGCAGGCUGUGCACUCUGGACGGCACCGCCGUCCUGAGCGGAUCUUUCCUGGAGAGUGGCCUCCAUUAUGUUGCCGUCGGCAAAGAAAAGUUUCGGAAUCUUCCCUACGGGGAAGUUCCACACCCGAAAUACUUCCCCCAGCCAGCGAACGGGCCCAAACCUCUGUUCCUGCCUCCAAUUAAAAAGAAGCUAUCGAGAACGUCUGGGAGAUCUGAUCACACCGCUAACUUGAGGGAGACAUCCUCCCAGCGGGAGGGAGCUUUCUCUGGUGACGAAGACAGAAGUGUCUUCCAAGCAUCGGAAAGCAGAGAAGAUAAUAACGAAGUUACAGAGGUGUCAGAAGAUAAAGACACAAAAGUUGAACUACCUAUUGACCAGCUCGUGGCAGAGAUUGUGGAAGAGGAGAUGGAGGAGGAAUGUCAUGACCGACGGAAAUCUCCACGUCACCUCGCACGUGGCGCUCUUGCCAGACCCCGUCAUGACUCCCCGCCUAAUUCCCCACGUGACUCCCCAAAAGACUGCGCUCGUAACUAUCUACGUGACUCCGUACGCGACUCUGUACGCGACUCCGUACGUGACAACGCUCGUGCCUCGCCGCAUAACCGCGCUCAUGACUCUCCGAGAAGGGGUCUCCGUGACUCCCCAUGUAGCUCCCCAGGUGACUCCCCACGUGACUCACCUCGUAACUCCCCACAUCACCACAAGCGUGACUCUCCGAAAAGGAACGGUCGUGACUCCCAACAGAAGUCUCCACAUAACUCUCCUACUAGGAGCCCACGUGAAUAUCCACGUGAAUCUCCUAGGGCACAGCGUGAGUCUCCAUGCAACUCCCCACGUAGCUCCCCACGUGAGCGUGCGCGUGACUCUCCGAGAAGAGGACUACGUGAUUCCCCUUCUCGCCCCGUCAGCGCCGCUUCUUCCGUGUACUGAUGUGUCUUCCUCACUCGGUCCACAAUGGCCAACACUGAACUGAAUCAACUACAAUUCAAAUUGUAUUGUUUCAUGGGUUAGUUGUUAUGUUUCUUGAUGAUGAAUGGGCCGAGACUAUCCCACUCACUCUAAAUGAUUCGCUAAUGUAUCUGACACUUGAUUCCUGGCUCCUUGCUUUAUGACAGUCCCGAAGACACAGACUUCAGCCCAGAGGCGGCUGUAUAGCUUGGGGCCAAUCAUGCUUGAGAGCACUGAGCUGUAUUUCUGGAGAUCUUGGGUUAAAAUCUUGGUAAAAGCCACCCAAGAUUUAUCUCGGAUCUCAAGUAUAGAUUAUAGUCUCAUCCCAAACACCAAUAACUGUACAAAAACACAGUUUUUUUAGUUAAUUUGGCACGAAACAUUCCAUCACUGAAAACAAAUAUUUCCAUAUGAAUGCCAUGCAAUUAAUAUAUUAUCCACCAAUAGUAUAUGCAUUGAAGGGAUCUCAUUAGAAUGUCUGUGAUGUCCAUCUUCUGAAGGCUGUUCUCCUAACAGGGUGAUGUUCCACUGCUAUUUGUGAAGCUCUGAAUAGUUAUUCCAUCAUCUCGUGACAACAUGAUGCCAAUAUAACAACACAAUUGGAACCAAUAAAAAAUAUUUCAACCCAAAAUUCAAUGGCGCUGGCUCAUUCCUCUCACUUGGCAAACCCUUGGCCCUUGUAAAAGGAUGUAACCGCGUAGUGCAGCCAUUAUUUGAACAACCAUUGUCAUAAUUAACAGCCAUGAGAAAUCCACUGCUGAAGCCGUGGAUUUCUCAUGGCUGAUUCUAAGAUCCACCUGCACAUUUGACUUCAUACCUCCCAUCUUCUCAGUGGAUGUGUUAUCAGAUGUAUUUGAUUCCUUGGCUUCCCAGGCCAUUAUUAUUGAUCAUUGGCCAUGAUACCUUCUAGCAAAUUGUCCUGCCCAAGACUUUUCUGAAAAGUUGUAAUUAUGGAAUUAACCUGCAAAUGUUUGAGGCAUCAUUCCAUGAUUGUGGUAUGUCAUUUAAGUGUAAACAUGCCAUGAACAAAUCUGUUAAUGUUCCAGACGGCCCUGAUUUUUAUUGUAGUCAUCAAAAUAUUUGUUCUGGAUAAUAAUGCUUUGAGAGGGUGCCCAAUAUGUCAAUUGAUACAUACAGAGCAAGCACUUACUCGUUGAUGAUGUGCAUUGUUAUACCAUCUGGUGCAGGAGCUUUUCCAAAUUUGAUUACUUAUGGAUUCCAAAAUAUAUUUAAAACGUCUAAUGAAAAGGUCUGCUAUUUAAAGAGACGUGUCUUAACUAGCUAUACAUAUAUAAUUAUUUACUCUCUGAGAUGCAGUGCUGCAAUAUUUACUGUGGUAUCGUGGAAACAUUUAUAUUUAAAUAUGUAUUAAUCAUGAGUGACUGUCAAACUUGUUAUUGAACACAUACUCUUUACGGGCGUGAAGCUCAUCACUGCUGCGACUUCUCACACAAAGCCGGGUGCUCCAGCCACAGUUAUCGGCCACGACAGAUCAUGGGCCAAAGCAAAAUUGUUGUUGAAAGAUGUUGAACAUACGUUAGCUCAAGCCUCCCAUAAAUCACGUGACAUGUGCGACCAUCCCCAUACUGACUCCCUCCCUUCUCCACGUCCCGUGUGAGAACGGACACGGCUGUGGAGUAUCCAGGACAUUAGGUAGCCUCUUCUUCCCUACCAUCUAUCCUGACCCUUCGUAGUCUACAAUUUCCAUUCCUUUUCCUCUUAUUUUGCACUUUCUUUUUCCUCUUAUUUUGCACUUUCUUUUUCUCCGUCCUUUGUCUUCCUUACAUAAUUCCCUUGGCUCUUGUGGUGUGCUCUGGGUAAACGGUUGCGAGUAUGGCUGAGUGAAUUAUUUGAUAGGCAAUCACUUUCAAAUUGUUAUCACUUAAUUCACUUGUAUUUGCCACAUCAAGAAAUUGGACACACAAUAUUUGUGUCACCUCAGUUAGUACCGACGAGUGACGUAUCUGGUCUGAGCUUAACGACUACUCAUAAAAAAAACAAAUUCCCAUUCUUGUUUAGCAGCAGCCGGUGAUUGGCUGUGGCUUAAAAAAAUUCAAAGCAAUGCAUGCUUGUCAUGCAACUAGCGCCCUGGCAUCCGCGUUGGCAGCACCACUACGGAAGAUGCACCAGGGCUACAUUCAGAGCUACCGUGGGUGGAGGUGGCAGUAACCACACACGCUCGGGGGGGGGGAGCAGAGCAAGCUGGAAUGACAGCGAAGGAGGGUGACUGGCUGUUCAGUGAAAAUCCACAUUAUACACUGCGUUGAGGCAUUGUUGGACACACAAAAACAAUUAGCAGGGACUCAUCUGACUGGGUUUAAGGAUACACUAUCUCCUCUGGUCUCAGCUCCACAAUGUUGGUUGUGUAUAGAUUCACACUCCCAGCGAUUCGAUGAGUCGUUACGAUUUUGGUCGUGGUUUGAUUGAAGAAUUGAUUAUUGUCCCAUUAUUACCGUCUCAUUUAUAUCGUUUAAUGUUCCGUGUCGUUUGUCCAGUUUUGUUAACUCUGUUAGCCUGAAUGUAACGUGCGCAUAUCAUUUGCAUGAUUACACUUAUGAUUUGAUGCACAUAUUAGUGUAAGAACCGAUAUUAGUAAUGAUUUAUGCAUCAUUAUAGUCCCAA
Molecule: messenger RNA, 4322 nt
Organism: Lethenteron reissneri (Far Eastern brook lamprey)
Lineage: Eukaryota; Metazoa; Chordata; Hyperoartia; Petromyzontiformes; Petromyzontidae
Product: doublecortin domain-containing protein 2-like
Biological process (GO): intracellular signal transduction
Cellular component (GO): microtubule organizing center; microtubule
Source: RefSeq, a predicted model, not a curated record